Messenger RNA from Pleurotus ostreatus (oyster mushroom), 2115 nucleotides. RefSeq lists its product as uncharacterized. The record is from RefSeq and is a predicted model, not a curated record. Bases 1 to 2115 code for a protein of 704 amino acids. The transcript has 2 exons. NCBI's taxonomy places the organism in Eukaryota, Fungi, Basidiomycota, Agaricomycetes, Agaricales, Pleurotaceae.
AUGAGCAGCGCGAAACAUGUCAGAUCCGUCUAUACCCCAGUAUUCUACCUAACGCCAGACCCCUCCUCUGCGUCUUCCAAACCAUUCCUGAGCGAACCUAGGGCCGUAAUGUCGUAUCUCAAUACAUUAUCUCGGCAACAUGUCGCACUCGCACAGAACGUGAAGGAGGUCCCAUCUUCGCGGCCAUCGUCCCCCGAACUAGAGCUAUACUUAGGACCUGAUGCAGAGAAGGAGACGAGUGGGCUGUCGGAAGCCCAGCUGCGACGCGUGCAGCGGGUGGAAGACCUCCGAUCCCGAGUCGUCGACGCGUUUCGGAAGGCCAAGGGUGAACCGGGGGAAGGAAAGUGGGCUCAAAUUUCUCAAAUGCUUCGGAUGGGAUGUACGGCUGGGAGAUAUCGGUGGAUUCGUGGAUGUGCUCCGUCGGGACGGCAGAUUCGUGAGUUGGAUCCUUCUUUGGUGUUGCCGGAGACAGAAGAAGAGUGGCAUGCAAUGGAGCGCAAGUUUGAGCAGAAACAACAGCUUAAGCAGAAGGUGGAGAUUUGGCAAGAAGGUGUCGCCCCCGUGGAAGAACAGUUUCAAGAGACGCAAGCUAGCGAAUCACAAAACGAGCCGGCCCACUCGAAGGCUGACACGACUCUCCAACGGAAAUCGAGCUCAAAGAGUACCGUCGCUUCCCUCUCAAAACAGGGCUCCCUACAAUUCAAAGUAGCCAAACGCGCCAGUGGUAUCAUUACCAGCGAGAAGCCUCACGAUCCGACAACACCAAAUGAUGGGCCAUUGCCACACGAGAAACCCGCGCUUCAGCUUGACCCCAGUCCAAUGCCCGCUGACGAUGAAGGCAGGGGAAUAGCAGAUAUAUCAGACACAUUCCUUCCCCCUUCUUUCCCAUCCCAGCUGCAGACCUCUACGCCCAGGCGCCAACGGUCAAAAGUCCCAGUAAUUGACCCAGCGCUCGACCUCGACGUGUCGCUCGCUUCCGUAGAGGACAUCACGCCCAAUUUUUUUAGCCAGGAGUACAACCGCCGGUCGUUUGUCAACGCCCCGGAGGGUCAGAACGACCCCCAACUACCUUCGUCACCGCGACACCCCCCGCCUUCAUCCCAUCAGAUCCCAUCUUCAUCGCUACAACCUUUGACAUCCUCACCUUCUCUACCGUCGACCCCAGUCAAGCCUAAUCCCAAAAAGAGACGCCUCGAUGCCACACCCGAGGAGGCGGGCGUCUUCAAGAAGGUCAAAACUACAUCAAUGAUCCCAGAGGAUGCCCACCCACCGACCACACCUUCCAGAGCUAAAGUGAGCCCUAGAAUCACCACUACCAAUGUCCAGAUGGAGAGCGACAUCGUGGACUGGACAAAAGCGGUUGUCUCAGGUGUUUUGACUACGCCCGAGCGGAAGGACAAGAACCAUAUACCAACACUUACUGAAAUCCUCGCUUCAAAAAAGAAAAGCUCCCCAAAUACACCGAAGAAACGAUCCUCUGGGGUCUAUUCAUCACCAACGCAGUCAAAAGCAAGAGUGUCUGCCACUAAGCCUAAAGAGGCGCAACCCGUUGUCGAUGCAGACCUACAAACAGGAACGAAUGAUAUACCUCAGGUACUGCCUGACCGGGAAGAAGCUGUCGAUGUAUCUAUUGCCACCGUGACCGAUGCCCCGCUUGAUGUUAGUGAUAUCACUCUCGACAAGGCGGCGCUCAACCUCGAUGUCAAAAGUCUCUACGACGCUUUGGAUGCUUCGUAUCACAUCGGCUACGAUAUCGAUAUGUCAUCGCCGGCGAAAUCACUCUCUUCAAUCGCUGGAUCGGAUUCUGAGGACUCUGACGACGGAGUUGGCGAUGCGCUUCGCGAUCCAACAUUUAUCGAUGCAGCCAAAGGUUUCGAACCUCUAGGCGCUAGUACACAAGCCGAUGGGGGUGGCGGCUUUGCGUUCGGUGAAAUGAGCCAAGCGAGUGUUGGAGGUGGUAUUCGCAGCUUUGGGCUGUAUAACUCCCAGUUCGACGUCGAGGGUGAGGUGGAUAGAGUCAGCGAGCUUUUGGAGAGGGAUGUGGAUUUCGACGGUUGGUUGAGAGAUGCGAGUAUCAAGGACGACGUAGAAGAAGAGGACGACGACGAUAUGUGA